Molecule: messenger RNA, 3667 nt
Organism: Ochotona curzoniae (black-lipped pika)
Lineage: Eukaryota; Metazoa; Chordata; Mammalia; Lagomorpha; Ochotonidae
Gene: BROX
Product: BRO1 domain and CAAX motif containing
Exons: 13
Coding region: 385-1620 (411 amino acids)
Source: RefSeq, a predicted model, not a curated record
UCUCCCUGGGAGGCCCUAGCAAUAGGAUCACCCCCUUUUCCACGCAUCUCCCUAGAUCUCGGGACGGUGGUUUGAUGCCUUGAAACAAAGGAAAGAAAAACCGUAUUGAUCCCCGUGACCAGUGGCAUUAGCAACUAAGUCUUCCAGACCUCCCCGCAGCUCCCCUGGCAGUUGGAGAGCUGAUUCUGUGAUCUAAAUAGGAGUGUUUGGGGAUUCGUCGUUGGUAGGGGCGAUAGUCGGCCUUCCCAAAAAACGCCCAGGGAGGGGGGGCUGGGCGCAUGCGCGUGUCACCGCCCGGCGCCUUGUACGGAGCGGUCUGGGAAGAGACCUGCUGGUAAACAGGAAGUGAGCUCGGGAGCUGGGCUCAGAAAACAUCUGGCGAAGAUGACACACUGGUUUCAUAGGAACCCAUUAAAAGCCACAGCACCUGUGUCUUUUAACUACUACAGUGUAAUCACUGGGCCUCCUGCUUCAAAAAUUUGCAAUGAGUUGAGAUCAUCCAGAACAAGACUCCUUGAGCUGUUCACUGAUUUAAGCUGUAAUCCAGAAAUGAUGAAGAAUGCAGCAGAUUUGUAUUUCUCACUUUUACAAGGUUUCAUAAAUUCAUUGGAUGGAUCUACUCAAGAAAGCAAGUUACGAUAUAUUCAGAAUUUCAAGUGGACUGAUACAUUACAAGGACAGGUUCCCAGUGCCCAGCAGGAUGCUGUCUUUGAAUUGAUUUCCAUGGGGUUUAAUGUAGCUUUAUGGUAUACCAAGUAUGCUUCAAGACUGGCUGGAAAAGAAAACAUAACAGAAGAAGAAGCAAAAGAUGUCCACCGAAGCCUGAAGAUUGCGGCUGGGAUUUUUAAGCACUUAAAGGAAAGUCAACUGCCAAAACUUAUCACACCUGCAGAAAAGGGAAGGGAUUUAGAGGCUCGGCUCCUAGAUGCGUAUAUUAUCCAGUGUCAGGCUGAAGCUCAAGAAGUAACAAUUGCUCGAGCAAUUGAAUUAAAACAUGCACCUGGACUAAUUGCUGCUUUGGCAUAUGAAACAGCCAAUUUCUAUCAAAAAGCUGAUCAUACUUUAUCCAGUUUGGAGCCUGCAUACUCUGCUAAAUGGAGAAAAUAUCUUCACUUGAAAAUGUGCUUCUACACAGCUUAUGCUUACUGUUACCAUGGUCAGACUUUGUUGGCUAGUGAUAAAUGUGGUGAAGCAAUCAGGUCUCUACAAGAAGCAGAAAAAUUUUAUGCAAAAGCAGAAGCACUGUGCAAAGAAUAUGGAGAAACCAAAGGACCUGGACCAACAGUCAAACCGUCGGGACACUUGUUCUUCAGGAAGCUUGGAAACCUUGUGAAGAAUACACUUGAAAAAUGUCAGAGAGAAAAUGGGUUUAUUUAUUUUCAAAAAAUUCCAACUGAAGCUCCGCAGCUGGAACUCAAAGCAAAUUAUGGCCUUGUAGAGCCUGUACCUUUUGAAUUUCCUCCUACAAGUACUCAGUGGACACCAGAGACGUUGGCCGCCUUUGACCUCACCAAGAGACCCAAGGAUGACAGUGCCAAACCCAAAUCAGAAGACGAUGUGAAACCUGUGAAAGAACCAGAUAUCAAACCUCAGAAGGACACUGGGUGCUACCUAUCCUAACAGACUCCGGAGGUCAGACAGACACCGAGAUAGCUUGAACCACGGAAUUUCACUCAGAGGGAACCUCCCUUCGGUUUAUGUGUUCUUGAUUUUGAAUACAGUGGAGAAGUUUCCAUGCUUUGUUUCCAGACUCUCCUUUUUAAUCAGGACAAUACUUGAAAGUUUUUCUUGUGCCUCUGAAGGGUGUACUGGGGUAGAUCUUGUUUUGAACUCUGGGUAGUAAUAAUUUCAGGUUGACACAGAACCUAAUCAUGUAGUUUUCAUAUUCAGGUAUAUUUUUAUGUUUUCACAAGAAAAAGUUAUGUUCCUCCUUAUUUGACAAAAAAGGAAUGAUAGGAAAUUUUUUAACAAAGAGUUUUUUUUUCCUCAGCAUUUUAUUAGUUUUAGUACAGACUUGAAAUGUUCUCGGUCAUUUAUCUUUUCUAGUAGAAAAACUGUGACUUAAAGACAGACCACCUUCAUACCAAAUUGCUUACGUACAUUAGAAUCUGUAAUUUACUUGAAAAUCCGUGUUUAUAGGUAUGUUGAGUCUUACAGGAACAUAUAUCUAUUCUUGUAACCCUGUGUUUCAUUGUUUCAAUAACCCUAGUUGAUUUUUACAAGCACCUUUUCUGAUGGGUUUUUUACUUAGUGAAAGAACUUUGUAGUAGCUGCUAAUGUUUCUAUGGAAAAGAAGACAGUGAGAAUGGAAAGUGUUUUUUCAAGUAAAAUUUUGCAUGAUGUAAAGAAGAAAUGAAGCUUAUGAGGCAGGUUGUCCUGAAUUACACCGGUAACUUUGUUAAAGAAGUUACAGGAAAACGCCACUGUUGCCUGUUUCAGUAUACUUUGCUUUUAUAUGGUUUUCUAAUACAAGUGUUCCUCUGGGAUUGUAUUAAUUUAGGUUGCAGGCCACAGUAUAAAUUUAAAGGACAAAUUUAAAUGCAGUAUAAUCCGAACAAUAGAUUGUAAUCCCAAGAAUUAGAUUAGUAUAUGCAGAUUUGGGAAAUAAUGGAGGCAUAAUCACAAUGACAGUUGUCCUGCAUUGUAAGAUUGUCCCCUUUUGAUUAUUCUCCUGGCAUGCUGGCUAGCUUUCCUGUUGUAAUGGACAGAUUGGUCCACAAAACAGAAACAAUAAUAAUAAUGUGUAUUGAGAGCUUGCUGUGUGCCAGGUGCUAUGCUGAUUAGUUACACGAUAAACUGUUGAUUCCACAGAGCAGCCCUGUGAGAAAUAAAUGAGAGCUGCAUAAAAUACUGACAUAAGAAUACAUAUUUCAUUAUGAAGGAUGAAUAGAUUAUGUGUUUCUGAGUCACUGUUUUUCAGAUGAAUGACUAUUUCCAUACUGUAUCGUAGCUCACAGUUCAUAGAGACACUCCUUAGGAAAAGCUACACAGUGUGGGGAUUUUUUUGUAAAUAUACAGAUUUGCUCAUUGCUGCUUGUAUUAUGAUAUCUGAUAUUUGAGGCUGCAGCUUCCAGAAUAGCUGGAGUAAUAACAAACAGGACUCUAGAUUUAUUUUGAUGUCUGUAGGAAAAAAUAACUUAAUAAAUUUCCACAUAUUUUGUGUGAUGCCCGUUACAAAGCCCAUUUGCUGUAAGCUAUUCGCUAACAACUACGCAGUACUACUCAGAUGUUUUCUACCUAUAGGAUUUAUUUAUCUUAGGGAAUAGUGCCUGUUAACCUAGUUACAAUGUUUUCACAUUGACAUUUUUUGUGGAUUCUAUCACCAAACAUGAAUUGGAAACAUGAAAUAUCCUCAGUGCUUCUAUAGAGCUCAGUAAACAUGGUAUUACUUUAAAUCAGUAAUUAAACAAUCUGUUGGCUCAGCUAAGAUGAUGCUUUGUGAUUGAAAUAUCCUAUCCCAUCAUAUAUAAUGCUUUCUGGCUUGGCAUUGAAGAUUUGGGGAAAUGAUCAAAUGUAAAGAAGUUGUGUGAAGAUUAUACAGAGAUGUAAUAAUUUGUGUUAACUGCAUUUCAUCUCAAGCAGUGACAGCUAACAUGUAACUUCUGCUAAAGGUGUUAUUUGUAUAAUGAGUUAUCUUUUUAUUUAUGAAAAUAAAUAAUUUUACUUA